GUUUAUAAAAGCCGUUGUCUCCCCUCGAAGCCUAGGACACCGAUCUUAACCUGAACCUGAGAUCUCAGCAGGGACAAUGGCGAACAUCGGUAACACCGAGAACAUCAAAGUGGGCUCCAACUCAGGGAGCAUUGGUUCUGGUAACACCAUCGGCGUUACAGGAUGUGUUGGGCCCAACGCUGCUGUGGGCAACACCGCUGGCAUCUCCGUCGGAUGUAAUAAAGGAAGCAUUGGAUCAGGCAACUCAUGUGAUGUCACAGUUGGAGGGGCAGGUGGUGCGAGGGUCGGCAACACUUCUAACGUGAGCGCUUGUAAUAACUCAGGAUCCAUUGGUUCAGGGAAUCGCAUCAACAUGAGCUAAGGAAAUCAGCCUCCGACUCUUCU
This is a messenger RNA of Etheostoma spectabile (orangethroat darter), 384 nucleotides long. Its product is annotated as multifunctional esterase. The record is from RefSeq and is a predicted model, not a curated record. Bases 77 to 361 code for a protein of 94 amino acids. Lineage: Eukaryota; Metazoa; Chordata; Actinopteri; Perciformes; Percidae. The transcript has 5 exons.